Messenger RNA from Dothidotthia symphoricarpi CBS 119687, 1716 nucleotides. RefSeq lists its product as uncharacterized. NCBI's taxonomy places the organism in Eukaryota, Fungi, Ascomycota, Dothideomycetes, Pleosporales, Dothidotthiaceae. The transcript has 5 exons. Bases 428 to 1669 code for a protein of 413 amino acids. The record is from RefSeq and is a predicted model, not a curated record.
GGCGUCUUCACAGUUUACAAGGCACAGUACAACGUAAGAGGUGGAUACGUAGAGUAUCAGCUUAUUGAUUAUCUGACGGGUGGAAUGCACAAGAAUGGUGCCUGGAUACGUGAGAAGGACCUCAAAUUGGAGAGGCGUGGCUGAGACUUUCGUUAUGCGUGGCUGUGUUCACCGGAUGAGCUGUGUUCAUAGCCAAUAGUCGUGUGCUUUCAUGCAUCUUGAGCUGGGAUUGUCCGGGCUGAGCGCUCCUUUGUACACCUCAUUCUUCUUCGCAUACGUAGAGCUCUUAUACCCGCCACAGCGCAGUCGAACGUCGAGCCACAGUUGAUUUUUGACAUCAGUUUCCAAUUUUUCCCAGUGUCGUCGCUGUACAAGAACUUCAAAGUGAUUGGACACUGUACCGGUCGCGCUUACCUGCUGCCUUACCAUGGCCCCUCCUCGCAGCUUGACCGGCGUCACGUUUUCAGACGAAAAGCCCUCUCAAUCACCAACAUCGCCGACCAGUAAUGCUGAAACGCUGAGAGGAGACGCCAUCAUCGAGAUUGGAGACGACAGCAGUUCAACAAUAGGAUCUUCGAAUUCCAACUCAUCGGUCAACGGUGGUCAGACUGCACAGCCCCAAGACGAAAAAGCGCGACCAAAGUUUUUGCGACGGAUCACAGGCUCGUUUAGAUCCGAGCCCGAGCCCGAGGACGUUCUCGAAAACAGGACGCGGAAGCUUGACAACACCCCCAACGGCUUCCCUCGACUCGCUGCCUUCCAGUCCAGCGAAGCAAAUUUCUCUUUGUACCGUUCGUUCAGUUACUUACAUUCGCGUAUCUUGCUCGAUCUGCAAGAUGAGAUCACAUGCUUGGAGAAAGAGCUCGAUGAGAUCGACUGGGAUGACCUCGAUGAAGACCCUGAUCGACUCCGCUCUCGAGAACUCGACGUAGACAAGGCCAGUGUGGAAGGCGAUUCACGUACUCGACGAGUCAUCCUUCGCGAAAUUAGGGAGAAGCUGAUGGAAUAUGAUGAGGUUCUGAUCAAGGCCCGAACACUCGAGUCCUUCCAAAAGCCAUCAGAUCGCAAUUACCGCAGCUUGCGACGCUACCACCACAAUGCAAAGCCACUCAUGGAUGCCGAAAUGGACUCGAUCCGGAGUAAGGAAGACAUUGUGUCGCUACACAACGGCCGCGAAUGGGCCACGUUCGAUGGUGGCGUAGAGACACUCAUCGGGCAGACUGAUCGCCUAUUGCAGAAAACAUUCCGAACCGCUCAGCCGCCGCUACAGAGGUUUUUCCGCACCCCCGAGCUCCAAGAAAAGACAGCGAACGAAUUCAUCUCCUUCUACAGCAGCUCGCGCAUCGACACGCUGGUCAACAUCCUCAUUACCUUUGUCAUCUUCAUCUUGCUUGUUAUCCCGGUCAUUACCAUGUAUCACUUGACCAGCACUACGGACCACAUCGUCACAGAUCCGUCCUCAAAUGGGACAAGCUCUACGACGACGACCAAUGUUAAUACAAGGGACACGUUCAAUGCUGUGGGUGUUCUUGUCGUGUUCACCUUGUUGUUCAGCGCCGCGAUGAGUCUUGUGACAAAGGCGGCGAGACACGAGCUGUUCGCUGCGAGUGCGGCGUAUUGUGCGAUCUUGGUGGUUUUUAUAGGGAACUUCACAGGGCCAGGGAAUUGAUAGAACUUAAACGAUAUCAAAACAGAAAUGAAUGAUGAUUAAUGUCA